UUCCGAUGCACGUCCGCUGCGGCUUGACUCUGUGGCAGAAGUGCUAGCGGGCUCAACCUCGUUGAUAUGGAACAUUCUAGCAACGUUUUUAGGACCAAAAUCCCAGCUUAAUUUUUAUCCGCCCUGGAUCUCAACCAACAGUCGCUGCAGCCAGACUAAUUUUCUAGUGACACCGUCCAGGCCGCUAUCCUUCCGCAGCUCGCCCCCAUGGUUCUUCCCUCCUUCUUCGCAUCCUCAAAGAAGUCGUCCAAGACCAGAGAUAUCCCCAACCUUGCCCCCCGACCCUCCCCCCAGGCUAACUCAGGUACCCCUCCUGCCUCGCCUGACAAGCACACCCACUCCAAGGUCAAGGACCGGGAACGCUCCUCCAGCCGCCGCUCGAGCUCCUACUCGUCCAAGCGCUCGUCCAAGUACGACCGCGACUCACACCCGCUAAACCUCCCGCCCGAGGAGCGCCAGCGCCUGUCCUCGCAGAUGUCCGCCAUGGAUCAGCCCACGCCCCAGCCAAUGGACGUCGACCGGGAGCACUCGUCCUCGCCCGCCCCCUCGAGUCCCGUAGCAGACACGCCCAAGACGAAUGGCGCCAAUGGCGCCCCCGACGGCCCUGCUCCUCCACCACACCGCUAUACAAAGAGCCCACCGCCGCCUACCGCAAACUACGCCGCGACCCCCGAGGCUGCCACCCCGCCCGCUGAGCCCCCGACGAUAGACGCCGAGGAGUACAAGGCUGCCGGCAACAAGUUCUUCAAAAUCAAAGACUACCCGCGGGCCAUCGAGGAAUACUCAAAAGCUAUCGAAGCCGAUCCCAAAAAUGCUACCUACUACUCGAACCGGGCCGCCGCCUACAUUUCCGCCAAUAAGUUCUACGAGGCUAUGGAGGACUGCAAGAUGGCAGACGAGCUGGACCCCAACAACAUGAAGAUUCUCUUGCGGUUAGGCAGAGUAUAUACUAGCCUGGGACGGCCAGACGAAGCCGUGCAGGUGUACGACUCCAUCAAUGCCACUGCCAAAGACAAGCAGCCUGCUUUGACAAUGCAGAAGCACCUCCGCAUGGCCGAAGACACGUCACGGAACGAGGGCUCAGGUUCCAUGGUCAUAUACGCCCUCAACGAGGCUGAGAAGGGUCUUGGUGUUGGUGUAGACAAGCCCCGGAAGUGGCAGCUCAUGCGGGGAGAGGCACAUCUGCGCAUGGGCAAUGCCAAUGCACUUGGAGAGGCACAAAACGUAGCCAUGUCGCUGCUACGGUACAACAACCAGGACCCUGACGCUCUUGUACUGCGCGGCCGCAUCCUGUACGCCCAGGGCGAGAACGACAAGGCCGUACAGCACUUUAGACAAGCACUGGCAUGCGACCCCGACUUCAAGGCCGCUGUCAAGUACCUGCGAAUGGUGCAAAAGCUGGACCGCAUGAAGCAAGAGGGUAACGCUGCCUUUAAGUCCGGCAGGUACCAAGAAGCCAUCGACACCUACACGCAGGCACUCGCAGUCGACCCCUCGAACAAGAACACAAACUCCAAGAUCCUACAGAACCGAGCCCUGUGCCACAGCCGGCAAAAGAGCUGGAAACAAGCCAUUGCAGACUGUGAGAAGGCUCUCGAGCUCGAUCCCAGCUAUACAAAGGCACGGAAGACCCGGGCGAAGGCACUAGGAGAGAACGGCAACUGGGAGGAGGCAGUGCGUGAUCUCAAGGCUAUCCAGGAAGAGAACCCAUCGGAGCCUGGCAUUGCCAAAGAAAUUCGUGAUGCCGAGAUGGAGCUCAAGAAGAGCAAGAGGAAGGACUACUACAAGAUUCUCGGUAUCGAGAAGGAUGCCACAGAGACACAGAUCAAGAAGGCAUACCGAAAGCUGGCCAUUGUACAUCACCCCGACAAGAACCCAGACGACGCGGAUGCUGCGGACAGGUUCAAGGAGAUUCAAGAAGCACAUGAGACUCUGAGCGACCCACAAAAGCGCGAGAGAUAUGACUCCGGCGCUGAUCUUGUCGAUCCCAACGACAUGUUUGGCGGCGGUGGCAUGGGAGGAGGCAUGGGCGGUAUGGGUGGCGGCAUUGACCCCGAGAUCCUCAUGCAAAUGUUCGGCGGCAUGGGCGGAGGUAUGGGAGGCGGCCGUGGAGGCGGAGGUGGUUUCCACUUCAGCUCCGGCGGCGGUGGAAGUCCGUUUGGUGGUAUGGGCGGCAUGCCCAGCGGUGGCCGAAGAGGAGGACCGCCCGGUGGCUUCCCCUUCUAAACGCCCCGAUCAUACCCACGUAACGACAACCACCACCACGCUCCGUUUCAAACACAUCAUCCGACCUUUGAUUCGUGUGUAUACCCUUGGCAGUAUAUUUCCGACAGAUUUCAUUCACUGGCGUUGUAUACAGGAGAUGCGCGAGCAGUAGAUGCAUAGACGGUCGUUUUGAUCGCUCUCCUGUAUUUGGGUGCGAAGCAUUGAUUUUCACACUGGCUUUCGAGGGAUUUGAGCAUUGCCUGGCGUCUCUCAUUAUUAUCUUGUGCACGAAAUCUGCUUGAAGAUACGAAUGCCGUUUGUGACUUAUUGGAAGAAGUAUGUGUGAUACGAAAUUUCAAAAGUUAACGAUCAAGAAGAGAGCGUCUUUGCAUAUGUG
Alternaria rosae is the source of this 2602-nucleotide messenger RNA. RefSeq lists its product as uncharacterized. The record is from RefSeq and is a predicted model, not a curated record. The coding region runs from base 208 to 2226 and encodes 672 amino acids. The transcript is spliced from 3 exons. NCBI's taxonomy places the organism in Eukaryota, Fungi, Ascomycota, Dothideomycetes, Pleosporales, Pleosporaceae. Gene Ontology annotation, molecular function: protein binding.